UUUUUUUUUUAGUUUUAAUUUUGUUUUUGUGAUUUGUAAACACUAAUAACGUCUCGCGGGAAUUUGAAUUUCUAUAAUUUCGAUUUACUUCAAUCAUCAUCUGAAAAUGAAUUCAAGGGAUGAUCAUGAAUCGAUUAUCAUUCGUCUGAAAGAAAUUAUACGGGAAAGAGACUCCGAUAUUGAAAAAGCUGCUCUAUUCGGAAAGCAACUUCUUGAAGACAAAGAUAAAUUAACGGAAAAAAUUGAAGAAUUACUUUCUGAAAAUGAGUCUUUGAAGCAAGAUAAAUAUUCUUUAAAACUUGAUUUGGAGACACAAGUUCAAACUGUCCACACACAAUUAAGUGAAUUGACACUUCAACGUGAAGACUAUGACAAACUGAUCAUAAAAUUUCAAGCCUUGCAGAAAGAAAGUAUUCAACAAAAACAAACUAUCACUAAUCUAAUAAAUGAAAAACAGGAUUUGGAGAAAACUGUUGAGGAAGUAAAAAGUGAAAAUCAAUCUCUGAAGAAAAAAAUUGCCCUUCAAGAACUUAGCCUUCAAAGCAGAGCUGAGCUCUCUGUUAAUCUGAGUAUUAUGGAAACUGCCAAGGAUGAAGGUUUUGAUCUUGAUUAUUAUAAAAUGAUGAAUAUGCAAUUGCAAGAAACUAUGUCACAUCUCCAGUAUGAACUAGAGCAGAGUAAAUUAGAAGAGAAUCGAUUAUCAGCAUUGGUUGCAAAACUUGAGGAAGAUGUUGCUGAGAGAGAUAAGGAACUAAAAUCAUAUUCUGUGGAAAUACAGAAAGCAAGGGAUGUUGCAUCUGAUCUUCAAGGAGAAAUAGAGAUACUUAAACUGGAACAAGUUGAUGUUACUCGUCGAGGAAAUUCUGUGUUUGGAGAACUUGAUGAUCGAAGAAAACUUGUUGAGAAAGAAUAUAAAUUACUUGCUAACAGAUAUGAAAGUAUACUGAAAAACUAUGAAGAUAAUAAGCAUGAACUCUCACGAUGCAAGGGACAAAUUGCUAUCUUGCUGAGCAUGACGAGUCGUCAUUACCAGGAUGCAUAUAUCAAUAGAUUGGAAGAUCAGCUUGGAGAUGCCAAAAGAGAAAUCGACACUCUCACUACAAGGCUUAACCAAUGCUUGAAACAACAGCAGCAGGUUAAGAAUGACCUGACAUCAUUUAAAAAUGAUGAUUAUGACUAUCUUAGAGUCAUGCUUCAAAAGGCUGAGGAUAAAAUUAAAAGUCUCGAAAAUGAUAUGAUGACUCUUCGCUUACAAAACAUCUCUGCCAAUGAUUCACUGACUAGUACAAGACGCUGCUUGUAUGCCACUCAAGAGAAUCUAGAUGCAAUGAAACUGGAAAAUAUGAAAUUGAAGCAACAAAUCAAAGAGUUGACAGUAAAACCAGAUGAUAAAGCUCCUGUUAAACGAGAACCGAAGAUCGAAUAUUUGCCUUGGUACAAGCCUCCAAAUUCUGAAAGCACUGAAACAGCUCUUCAGCAAUCGAAUAAAACAAACAUCUCUGAAAACAAUGAAUCAGAAGAUACAAAAUCUACAAAAGUCGAAAAGAAAUCUGAUGAAAAUUCAUUAACAAGUGACAAGCUCACUUUAAAAGAAUCGAAUAAGCCUGCCGAAGAACAUUCCAAAAAGGGGAAAGAAAAUAGUGAAAAUAAACUUACAAUCUACAGAGAAAAGAACAGGCCUCUGGUUCACAAGAAUAAAAGAGAUGAAUGUAGGCAGCAAUAAAUUAUAGAUUUUAAUAUUAUAUAUAUUAAUUUGUGUAAUUUUAACUUUGUUAUAAUCAAAGGUCUUACAUUUUUUUGUGUUUGCUUUUAAAUAAAUCAGAAUAUACUUU
Molecule: messenger RNA, 1832 nt
Organism: Argiope bruennichi
Lineage: Eukaryota; Metazoa; Arthropoda; Arachnida; Araneae; Araneidae
Product: protein Spindly-like
Exons: 9
Coding region: 107-1723 (538 amino acids)
Source: RefSeq, a predicted model, not a curated record